UCCUCCGGGCCAGUGGCAGCCGGGCUGGUGGCCCUGCAGGAGCCAGGAGCCGGCUCAGCCCCUCACACCCAUCAUCCAGAGCCUUUCCCAGAGUUGGCAUCUUCCCACUCCUCCUUCCCCGGGAGCGGCUGGAGCCGCCAGGUCUCCAAAGGAAGGAAGAAGUGCCAAGGACAGAAAAUCAAAAUGUUGGUGCUGUCCAACAACACAGCCCUGAACCUGCUCCUCUCCAAACUGCUGCAGAACUGCCUGGAACAGAGCAACAGCUCAGCCCCUCCGCAGGUGAGGAGCACCAGCGAUAACCUGGAGAUCAUCUACGUGCUGCUGAUGCUGGGGCUCUUCGGCUUCUUCACCGUGGGGGUGAUGGUGACCAACCUGCGGGCGCGGCGCCUCGAGGGGCCCCGCGACCCCUACAACACCUACAUCGCCACCGACACCUGGCACAAGAAGGACAGGGAGUACUUCCAGGCCAAGAUCAUCGAGAAUUACAAGCUCUGCUGCGUCCUGGAGAACCAGCUGGCCGUGGAGCAGCCGGGCACGAAGAUCCCCGAGGAGAAAUCUUCCUGAGGACAGGGGGGAAUGGAUUGGCGCGGGGACGGUGUGAGUGGUGCCUGCUGCGGGCCAGGGGAGCUGCUGGCCCUGCUGCAGAGCCUUGGCCAGGCUGAGGGAGCAGUGCUGGUGAAGCUGAUGGAUCUGGGAUAUCCCAGAGCUGCCCCAGAGCCCGGCACCGGCGUCGCCUUGGGAUCGCCGUGAGGCCGACGUCGGGAUCCGCACGGAAUGUCACGGACUCAUCAGCUUCACCUCCCGAGCCAGGGCCUCAGGCUGCCAGGGCAUAGAUGGGAUUUUGGGAAUGAAUCCUGCCCUGGCAGGGUGGGCAGGCCCUGGCACAGGGUGCACAGAGCAGCUGGGGCUGCCCCUGGAUCCCUGGCAGUGCCCAAGGCCAGGCUGGACAUUGGGAGCAGCUGGGACAGUGGGAGCUGUCCCUGCCAUGGGAAUGGGAUGAGUUUUAUCUCCCUUCCAACCCAAACCAUUGACAGACCAAAGACAGAUCUUGGUGGUGUUGGUGUGAAAUUAGAGCCUAAUUAGGACCUAAUUAGAACCAAACACAGGGCAGGGAUGUUAAUUGCCAAGCAUGGCUUAGACAAUAAUUUUCCAGAAAGACCAAAUUCUCCCAAGAAAAAUCAGCUGAAAGAUUUCAUUGGCAUUUCUGUCCAGCUUAGAAGAGUGAUUUUAUAAAUUGUACAACUCUGUCCUAACCUAUUUCCUUCAGAAUCGUGCCCCUCUUAGUGAUAAAACAUUAGGAAAAGUUUCCCAGUUUUUCCCUGAAGAACAUUUCCAUGGAAGAACACAGACUUUGGAGGGAAUUUUAGUGACUGUGAUGGAUGUGGGACGUGGGGACUUGGGUUAAUGCUGGGUUGGACUCCAAGAUCUUGGAAGGCUUUUCCAGCCUCACUGAUUCCAUGAUUCUGAUUCCCAGCAGGUCUCCCAGACUGCUCUUGCUGGGACCACUCAAUUUAAUUUCCUUCCUAUGGAUGGGGCUUGAUCCUGGCAGCAAAAUCCACGAGCAAAGACUGAGCAGCCCACAAGGUCCUUGCCAUGGAUGUGGGUAACAUUCCCAAGUUUCAAUCCCAAUUAAUUAUUGCACAAUUCCCAAGUUCCAGCCCCUGGUUGGGAAGGGAAUUUCCACUGUGGGAAGAACAAUUCCGUGAUUUCUGCUGUUUAAUCACACAGAGGUGAUGUCUGUGCUUAGCUCGGAUUCCCCGAGCAGCUCCUGCAGCUCCCAGGGAUUUAUCCCAAGGAUCCAACACAAAACCCAUGGCAGGAAGGUUUUCCUGCCCUUCCCUCCUCCACAGGUUGAGUCAGGAGGGACAGAGCAGCCACAUUCAGCUGCUGUGGCACCAACCAUCACCUGCCUGUCAAAAGGAGAAAUCCAUCUCCCCUGGACACCGUGUUCCUUAAAAUAACCAGCUUGGAGCUGGUUUGGGAUGAGGGAAACACCAGUCUGGGCAGGAGUGGGGAUUUUAGUUCUGCUCUGCAGAUACAAAUCCCAUUUUUAGCUGCUGGAGAGGAAAGAGAAGUGGGGAAGGCUGGAAAGAGGAGCAGAGCAGCUGUUUCCAAGGGAAGGCGAGGAAGGGAGCUGGGAUAGGGAAGCAAUCCCAGCAGAGCCCUUUUCCAGGCACUUCUUUAGCACUGCACUUUCAUCUGAGUAAUAUUCCAGCUGUGUUUGUGUUCCCAGAACACUCAGGACACUCAAAAUGCUGGCUUGUUUUUUUUUAAAAACAUACUUAUAUAGUGCCUACCAUUAAGCUGAGGACAAGAUCCACGUUUUUGGUGUCUGGAACAGCUUGGAAAAUCUCCAGCAGCUUAAUUAUCCCAGUCACUUUUUCCUCUAGAGGAAUGGAAACCCAAGGUCAGCUUUGGAAAAAUGUUGAUUUCUCAGCUUGGAUGCUGCUCUUUUGGGAUCUCACUGUUCAGGGCUUGCCCUGGGAGAGGAGCUGCAGAGCCAGGCUUAAACUUGUACCAAAAAUUGCCUUUAAUGGCAUUAAACCCUUUAAUGAAUUCAAAACUUUAAUUCAUGAAAACAUUUAAUGACAUGAAAACCUUCCAUGCCAUUAAACCCUUUGAAUGAAGCUCAUGUCCUGGGCUCCCUCCUGCUGCUCUCUGAAUUUUCAGGGAUUUUGGAUCAUUUUAUUUCCAUACCUCCAGGGGGGUUAUUUGUGAGGAGAGGGAUUCUCAGCAUUAAUUGUAUCCCAUUUUUUUUUUCCUUUUAGCAUCUCUAUCCUUUUAUUUAAUUGAAAUGAAAAAGGAGAGGGGGUCUCAUAGCUCAGCUUUGCUGUGCCACCCUCACCCCUCGGUGCCUCCUGUGCAUUCCCACCGUGGGCUUGCACCUUUCAGCCUUGGAGUUCUCCUUCCCCCCUGGUUUUUUCACUUGUACAAAGCAAUAAAAUCGGAGUU
Poecile atricapillus (Black-capped chickadee) is the source of this 2952-nucleotide messenger RNA. It is a transcript of the gene KCNE1, whose product is annotated as potassium voltage-gated channel subfamily E regulatory subunit 1. Gene Ontology annotation, molecular function: voltage-gated potassium channel activity involved in ventricular cardiac muscle cell action potential repolarization; potassium channel regulator activity; transmembrane transporter binding. The record is from RefSeq and is a predicted model, not a curated record. Bases 184 to 564 code for a protein of 126 amino acids. The transcript is spliced from 2 exons. NCBI's taxonomy places the organism in Eukaryota, Metazoa, Chordata, Aves, Passeriformes, Paridae. Gene Ontology annotation, biological process: regulation of heart rate by cardiac conduction; ventricular cardiac muscle cell action potential; membrane repolarization during action potential. Gene Ontology annotation, cellular component: membrane.